AACAGCGUGUUUUGGGAAGUAGUCUUGGACAAAUGCCAGUGUUAUACAGAUUUUAAUUUUCGGUAUCUCUACUUACCGCAACAAUACGGCCCAGUAGAAGCUUGUGUCAGUAUACAGGCAGUAGUAUAUAGGAAACUAAGAUGCAUCCGCUAGAAGAACGCGCGUGUGAUGAGUUGCUGGAACACCCGUUACUCCGCACACCACCGCCGGAGCCAGAGCGGCCACGCCCACCGUGGGUACGCAAGCCCAGGGUCUUUAAAGUGAUGGCAAGAUUUCCACUGCUCGAUAAAGAGUUUUACGCGCGUUGGGUAAAUCAUCAAAAAGAGUUGCAAAUGAUGCGUCAUAAAGUAGACGCAAAUCCUCCGGCUUUGUUCCCGGAGUUGUACCUGAAACCACGGCGUCUAGACUUCUAUUCGCGUAAACUGGAAGAGAACAUGAACGUCAACAAAGAUCUUAUCAAGAAAAUCAACCUCAUACAAAUAACUGGGGGUAUGGUGGAUUGCUGGUUUAAAAAAACAGGUACCAUUGAGCAUGACAAGUUACUGCGACGGUACCGACAGAGGCAGCUUGACGAAAUCCACUAUGCAAAUAUUUACUUAUAUACGAGAAUGCUCAAGGCUAAAUCAGAACAGCCAACUACAAAGGAACUUAAUGAGUUGUGGAAGGAUACUAAGCAAAAGCUCAUACUUGGAGCUGCUCUGCCCUUUAUAUUGUUCAAGACGGGAACCAUUGACAAAGGCAUGAAAGACCCCGCAUUUGAAAAGCCGUUUCAUAUUUAUCGACCACGUGUAUACAUGACAAUUGGGGUCGAAGGCGGUUCGAAAAUUGGACAAGUGAUCAUAGAACUGUUCAAUGAUAUCGUGCCACAGACUUGCAAACUGUUCAUGCAACUCGUCCGUGGUGAUGGGAACGGUUACGCUUAUAACGGGACGCGCCUCUUCAGGAUUGUGCCGGAGCUCUACUGUCGAGGCGGUGACGUGACCUUGGAUAACGGCUUCGGAUGCUAUUUACCCGAGAACAGAGGAGAACCGAUGAGCCCAGAAAAUUUCAACCUUAAACAUUCUAUCCCGGGAACUGUUUCAAUGGUUGUGACGUCAAGCAAUGAAGUGUGUGGUCAGUUUAACAUCAUUUUCAAGCCUCUGCCUCAGUUUGACGGAAAACAUGUGGUUUUUGGACGAAUAAUAGCAGGGCCUUUCAUUACCCUGGAACGCAUCAGCGCCAUCGGACUUCCUCUAGGCACCACUGCUUUCAACUGUCAAAUCCGCUACUGCGGCUGGAUCUCCAAAUCUGGUAUCAUGCAUGAAGGUAUUCGCAAUAGCAUCAGAUUCCCUUCAGAUAAAAUACAACAAAGAGUAUCAGUGAAAUAAUGGUAUGUCGUGUUUGUCAAAGGAAAAAUUAUUCCAUGUUAUUAUUUAUGUUUGUUUUGUAUGUUAUCUGCAAAUUCUUU
Hyposmocoma kahamanoa is the source of this 1447-nucleotide messenger RNA. Its product is annotated as peptidyl-prolyl cis-trans isomerase E-like. Bases 141 to 1367 code for a protein of 408 amino acids. Lineage: Eukaryota; Metazoa; Arthropoda; Insecta; Lepidoptera; Cosmopterigidae. The transcript has 10 exons. Gene Ontology annotation, molecular function: peptidyl-prolyl cis-trans isomerase activity. Gene Ontology annotation, biological process: protein peptidyl-prolyl isomerization. The record is from RefSeq and is a predicted model, not a curated record.